AAGCACGUACAAUUUUCCUCACCAUUUUACACUUUUACAGAAACACGAGGCAAAAAUGCUAAGUUUUGCAGGCAAUAAUUUUUCAGUGGAGAAAAAGCUGUUCAACAAUGGGCUUCAUCAGCUCUUUAACUGUAAGCUUUGGCCUUGACCUUUUUAAAAAUUUAAGCUAUAAAUAUACUUUUCAAUAUUAUCAUGAAUUUCAGCAACUAGAGAAACCCCAAAAACAAGAAAAGAAAAAAAAAAAGAAUGAAAGAAGAUUUGGGUUUUGAUUAUUACACAUUUCUCAUCUCAAAAUCCAUUAAAAACAAGAACUUGAAACUAGGCUUACUUUUACACUCACAUUUUAUCAAAAAAGCUUUAACCUUUAAUUCCUUUAUAACCAACCAUCUUAUAGCCAUGUACUCAAAGUUCAAUGAAAUAAAAAGUGCCCAAAAGGCCUUUGAUGAACUUCAUGUGAAAAACAGCCAUUCUUGGAAUAUGCUUCUUUGUGGGUAUUUACAACAUGGUCACUUUGAUAGAGCUCGUAACUUGUUUGAUCAAAUGCCGAACAGAAAUCUUGUUAGUUACAAUUCAUUGAUUUCUGGGUUUUCCCAAUAUGGAUUUUUCAAAGAAUCAAUAAAUAUCUUUAAGAAAAUGCUAAAUGAAUGUGAUCAUUUGGUUAUUGAUCGCUAUACGGUUGUUAGUAUUGUUGGUGCCUGUGCUUGCUUAGGUGCAUUGAAAUUGUUGUGUCAAGUGCAUGGUUUUAUGAUAGUUUUUGGUUUGGAGUUGGAUUUGAUUGUUUACAAUGCUUUGAUUGAUGCCUACGGGAAGUGUGGGGAGGUGAAUAGUGCUUAUAGGAUUUUUUGUCGAAUGAGUGAAAGGGAUGUUGUUUCAUGGACUUCUAUGGUGGUUGCUUAUGCUAAAGUGUCUAGGUUGGAGGAUGCUCAUCGUUUAUUUAAUGAAAUGCCGGUUAAAAAUACAGUAUCUUGGACUGGUUUAAUCACAGGGUUUGCACAAAAUGGGCGUGGAAAUGAAGCAUUGAAUCUUUUUUGGCAGAUGUUGGAGGAAAGAGUGCAGCCUAAUGCUUAUACAUUUGUUUGUGUUUUAAGUGCUUGUGCGGAUUUAGCACGAAUUGAAAUAGGUAAACAGAUCCAUGGACACAUAGUUAGAGUUAGCAGUAGAUGUGAUUCAUUAAAUGAGUUUGUUUUUAAUGCUUUAAUUGACAUGUACUGCAAGUGUGGAGACAUGAAUUCAGCUAAAUUAUUGUUUGCAAGGAUAAGUAAGAAGGAUGUUGUCUCAUGGAACUCAUUAAUAACUGGGCUUGCUCAGAAUGGGCAUGGAGAGGAAUCACUUGAUGUGUUCAAAAUGAUGAUAAAAGCAAACAUAAAACCCAAUCAUGUAACAUUUCUUGGGGCAUUAUCUGCUUGUAAUCACACAGGUCUAGUGUCCGAAGGAUUGAGGAUUUUAGACUUGAUGGAAAAGGAUUUUGGUGUAAUCCCUAGGUCUGAUCAUUAUGCAAUCUUGAGUGAUUUGCUUGGAAGGAAAAACAGGCUUGAGGAGGCAAUGAGUAUGAUUGAGAGAACUCCUAAUGGACCAAAUCAUGUUUGCAUGUGGGGCGCUAUUUUGGGUGCUUGUCGUGUCCAUGGGAACUUAGGUCUUGCUAGGAGGGCAGCAGAGGCUCUAUUUGAACUGGAACCACGAAAUGCUGCCAGAUAUGUAAUGUUAUCAAAUGUCUAUGCUGCAGCUAGAAGAUGGGAUGAUGCUAAAGCAGUGAGAAGGCUCAUGGAGGAGAGAGGUCUAAGUAAAGAAGCUGCUUAUAGUUGGAUUGAGGUGAGGAAUGUACAACAUGAGUUUGUGGCGAAAGACAAGGGCCAUUCUCAGAUAGAAGAAAUAUCUGAAGUGAUUGUCAAACUGGUAGAUCAUAUGAAGGAUGCUGGGUAUGUACCCCUCAGUGAUGGUGCUUUGUUUCCUGAUGAAGGUGUAUCUUAAACUUUUUUAUGUAGAUGACCAAUAAAUGAUACUGGAGGUGAUGCUCACCACUUUCCAGCUAACCAUUGCAUCCUUGACACUUGCUUUCUUUUAUGGAAAUCCCAAAUUUUAGUUUGAGGGGAUUCUUCAUAGAGCUAAUAUGUAGCUCUGAUUAUGAAGCUCCAGCUGGGAUCAUGUUGAAGAUCUAUUUGUCAUUUUUCUAAACUUCUGCUAUUGGAAACCUGUGUAUCCCUGGUGUUAUUGAUUUCUUGCCAAACCAUUUGUCAGUAUCUUUGGUUAAGGGCUGAGAAUGUAGUAUGAAAACAUCAGUUUAUGGCAUCAGAUUCCCACAUUUUUAAGUAUGAGUUUUGCAGCUUCAAGGAUACCUAAGCUGUCCAGAUGGCCAUGCCUUCUUAUAAUUCUAAAUUUACCUGACGCAUUUAUGAUAUCAUAUGCAUUAAGCCACAGUUGUGUGAUCCAAUCACGGGUAUUUCCAGUGUCAUGAUUGAUGAGCAUUAAAUGGGUUUUGAGCUCAUGAUUAACAACAGAUUAGCUACAAUUUGAGUCAACUGUUGUUCAGUUAUUACAGCAUCAACUUUUCCCAUGAAGUCGGACUCUCCAUAGAACAAAGAGAAGAAAAAAUUAUAGGCAGUGGCAACUGGUAAUUUGUUAUCAAGAUACACUCUUACACCAGUUGUUCAAGCAAGUUCAGUAUG
Theobroma umbraticum is the source of this 2663-nucleotide messenger RNA. NCBI's taxonomy places the organism in Eukaryota, Viridiplantae, Streptophyta, Magnoliopsida, Malvales, Malvaceae. The record is from RefSeq and is a predicted model, not a curated record.